AUGAUGAAAAACAAAAUAAGGCUUACAGCUCUAGACAUAAUGGCGCUAGUGACAGAACUAAAGCAAAAGCUAAUAGGCACAAGGUAUGUACUUAAUUAAUAAAAGACUUUCAAAUAUUUACAAUAUUGAUGCUAAAACGUAUGUUUUCAAAUUUUCUCUUCAGGAAUCGAAAUCUUAUCUUGUUAUAGAGAAUGGGUUGAGAUUUAAUCUUUCUGAUACUAUAGAGAAAAAUAAAGUACCUUCAGGUUUCACAAUGAAAUUUAGAAAGUUUCUAAGGAGUAGAAGAUUAGAAAGCAUUGAAUAAAUAGGUGUUGAAAGAGUUGUUGUUUUUACUUUUGGUAGAGAAGAUCAUACUUACUACCUAAUACUGGAAUUAUACUCUUAAGGAAAUAUCAUACUAGCAGACAAAGAUUAUAGAAUAAUUUAAUUAACUAGACAACAUGAGUUUUCAGAAAAUGUGAAGUAUUAAUGCUAUACAUUAUAAGAGUUGCUCCUAAUGAGAUUUAUCCUUUUGAAUACACAGCAACAAAUUAUCUUGAGAAGUUUGAUACUUCAAUGGAAAGAAUUUAAAAGGUGAUAAGCGACAAACAAGGGUAAAAAUUAAAGGAAGUAGUAUUUAAACUUGUUCCUUGUUUACAUUAAGCAUUAACAGAUGAUAUAAUAUAAUAGUUGUAGAUGAAUUAGAAUGAAAAGAUUGUGAACCAAUUUGAUAGUGUAAAGAAAGUAGUGGAUUAUGCUAUGGAUUAUAUAAAUAAAUAUCGUGCUUAAACUCAGUAUAAAGGAUAUUUAUGUGCAAAGGAAGCACCUAAGGAUGCUGAAUAGAAACCAAAAUUCUUUGAUUUUGCUGCUGAUUAACCUGCUUAUUAUUAGGGAAAAUAUGUUGUAGAAACACCUACUUUCAAUGAGGCUGUACAUCAGUACUUUUUAGUUGUUGACAGACAGGAAGAAAAUAAGCAGACUAUUGAGGAUAUAGCUUGGAAGAAAUUUGAAAAUAUUAAAUAGGAUUAAAUGAGUAGAAUUUAGAAAUUACAGGCAGAACAGGAUGAAUAUAUAAUGAAGGCAGGACUUAUUCAAGAAAAUAUCAAUGAUGUCUAAGCAAUUAUAGAUAUUAUUCAGAAAAUGAUUGAAAAUGGUAUUCCUUGGGAUAAGAUACAAAGAAUGAUUAAUGAUAGCAAAAAAGAAGGAAACCCACUUUCAAAUAUGAUAGGUGGAAUGAAUUUGGUAUUUAUAUUCAUUUAUUUGAUUAGAAAUAAAACAAAGUGACAAUAUUGUUAGGUAAUAAGGAUGAUGAAUAUUCAGAUUUGAUUUAAAUAGAAAUUGAUAUAACUUAAUCUGCUUAUCAAAAUGCCAGAAAGUAUUUUGAAAGCAAGAAGAAAAAUAGAGAUAAGGAAAUAAAAACAAAGGAGGCUGUAGAGUAAGCUUUGAAAUAGGCUGAGAAAACUGCCUUGAAGGAAAUCGAGAGAGAGAAAAAUAAAAUAUAAAAAGUGUAAAAUUAAAGAAAAAAGUAUUGGUUUGAAAAAUUCUUUUGGUUUAUUUCAUCAGAUGGGUAUUUGGUAAUAAGUGGUAAGGAUGUACAAUAGAAUGAAAUGAUUGUUAAAAGAUAUAUGAAUAAAGAUGAUAUAUACAUGCAUGCUGAUAUCUAUGGAUCAGCUUCAACAAUAGUAAAGAAUCCUAGUGAAGGUCCUAUUCCAGAGGCAACAAUAAUGUAAGCUGCUACGGCAACUAUCUGCAGAUCGAAAUCUUGGGAUGCUAAAAUAGUUGUAUCUGCUUGGUGGGUUCAUGCAUCUUAGGUUAGUAAAAGUGCACCUACAGGUAUGAAUAUACCAGCUGGUUCAUUUAUGAUUUAUGGAAAAAAGAAUUUUAUUUAUCCUCCGAGAUUAGAAAUGGGUUGUACAAUUUUAUAUCAGUUGGAUUAGGAUAGUAUUAAGAGGCAUGAAGAGGAAAGAAAGAAGAAAUUAAGAGAGGAACAAUCUUAGGUUGAUGAAUCUGAACAAAAUGAAAGUGAAAUCACUGAAAAAAAUAUACUUGAUUCUGACAAUGAUGAUAAUGAUGAUAAUAAUGAUAAUAAUGAAGAUGAUAAUAAAGUAGAUUUGAUUGAUCUAGAAAAAACUAAUUCUGUUUAAACUAUUUAACAAGGAGAUAAGGAAUAUACUAUUGUUGAAGUAAAUCCUAAUGCAAGAAUGAUUUAAUAAAGAAAUGAUAAAAAAUAGAAAGAAAAAGAACAAUAGCAAAAAUAAUAAACUUAGUAAUAGUAGUAACCUAAAUAAUAACCAAAAUAAUAAUAAUAAACAAAAUAAUAAUAAGCUCCUAAAUAAUAAUAGCAAAAAUAAAAUGUUAAAGAGGCUGAAGACCAGAGUUCUGAGGAUGAUAAAAAAAAUUAGAAAAAUCCAAAAACUUAGUAAGUCAGAGGCAAAAAAAAUAAAAUGAAAAAAGUGAAAGAAAAAUAUGCUGACUAGUCUGAUGAAGAGAGAGAAUUAAGAUAAAAGUUAAUGGGAGCAACUUAUAUGAAAAAUGAAGCAAGACCAGAAAAAAAGAAAAAAGAUAAAGAUAAAAAUGAGCCAAAAAAAUAAGAAUAGGAGUAAACAUAAUAGUAGGAAGGAUAAUAAAAGGAUAAAGAAUACUACAAAAAAUAAUAAUCAAAAUAAGAGUCUAUUACAGUUAAAUUGCUGAAGUAAUAAGGUAUAGAAGUUACAAAAGAUGAAACAAAUCCUGAUCAAUAAUCAUAAGAGCCUUUUCAAUAAAACAAUGAACAAUAACAACAAUAAUAAUAAUAAUAAUAAGAACAAUAAUAAUAAUAAUAAUAAUAAUAAUAAUAAUAAUAAUAAUAAUAAUAAGAACAAUAAUAAUAAUAAUAAUUACAACAACAAGAGGUUUUAUAAUAAAAAGACCCAGAAAAUGCAGAUAAUAAAUAAGAAGAGGUAGAUAGUGAUGAUGAAAAAUAAGAAAAAUAACCUGAACAAGAGGAUGAGAACAUCGAAUAUUCUGAAAUGUAAAAACUUGUCUCCUAUCUCUAUGCUGAUGGUAUUAGCUUUAUGCUUAUUUAUUAGAUAAAUAUUUAAGUCUUAUUCCUAUGGUAGCCCCAUAUUCAGUGAUAGGAAACAAUAAAUACAAGAUUAAAAUUGCACCUGGUUCUUUAAAAAAAGGAAAAGGUAAUUUUUCAUAUCAAAUUUUUCAGCUGGAAAAGAAAUCUUAAAUUUCUUCUAGGUCAAUAAGGAUAUAACCAAUCAAGAGAAAUAACUAUUGAAAAUGAUAACAGAUGAAGAAAUUGUUCAAACAAUGUUGCCAGGAGUUAAAUUAACAGGAGUUGGAAUGCUUUAAAUGAAAUAAAAAGAGAAGCAAUUAAAGAAAUAAUAACCGAAAAAAAAUAAAUGAG
Molecule: messenger RNA, 3373 nt
Organism: Paramecium octaurelia
Lineage: Eukaryota; Ciliophora; Oligohymenophorea; Peniculida; Parameciidae
Source: the annotation of a GenBank genome assembly